Diorhabda carinulata is the source of this 17532-nucleotide messenger RNA. Its product is annotated as putative mediator of RNA polymerase II transcription subunit 26. NCBI's taxonomy places the organism in Eukaryota, Metazoa, Arthropoda, Insecta, Coleoptera, Chrysomelidae. Gene Ontology annotation, molecular function: protein binding; transcription corepressor activity. Gene Ontology annotation, biological process: negative regulation of transcription by RNA polymerase II. Bases 920 to 6481 code for a protein of 1853 amino acids. The record is from RefSeq and is a predicted model, not a curated record. Gene Ontology annotation, cellular component: nucleus. The transcript is spliced from 7 exons.
AAAUAAAUUGAGGUAUUAAAUUGAGCAUGCUGAAGUAGUUAAAUAUUUCAGCUAUUAUAUUAUAGGUAAAAAUCUUCGGAUGAUGGAAGUUUUUGAAACCUGGCAACCGUGCAAGAAGCCGAUGAGGAGGACAACGAGCGGGCACUUCUCCCACUUUAUAAUUCUGCGUUGUGCUUUUCCUUUCCCGCCGCACCGCUCUCAUUCGAGUUGUGGUAACCGAGUAGGACGCGUAAUUUGUCGAAUUUUCGAACCGCGCCUGUCAAUUUUUUAUUUGCAUUGUCGCGACGUUUGUCUAAUAAUUUCGCGACAAAGAAAACCAACUCAGUGAUCGGUAUUUUUAUUGAUCAACGGUUCGAUCGUUUGAGCGACCUGUUUUAGUGCAAGUGGGUUAUUGGCGGUGGAUGCCGAUCAAAGUGGAUUUAUUUAUGCCUACUUUGUGUAGUAGUGUAAGUGUGCCAUAGAAAAAUGUUUACAUAGCGAUAAUCGCGCGAUUGUGUUUUGUCGUUUAAAUCGUAUUCAUUCAAUUGCUAUUUUUGUUUCUUUGCCACGUAGUUCGUAUGUUAUUUUCGGUAUAAGUACCGUUUGGUUUGGUUUGGUGCGAUUUGCGACGUGUUGAGGGUUUUCACAAGUUUCCGAUAGAUUACUUUUAUCGACGCUUCCAUUAAGUGUAAACUAUGUACAGUGCGUGAUAAAAAAAGUGCUCAGUGAUUGCGAAACUAGUGUGGCAAUUUUUUGGAUUACCGACGGGAUUUUUCACUUGGAUAGGAUUAUAAGGAUUAAUUAUCCAUUUUUUUUAAGGAUGUCGACGACGUUAUUAUCAUCCAUGCUGGCCGUGAGCUGGCUACGUGUCACAGCAGGAUAAAACCGCAUAAAAUUCUUCGAAAAAAGAUAAGACAAUAGCAGGCUAGACCUGCAGGUCAUGGAUGUUACGUUUACCAACGUAUUGGAGGGGGCGCGACAGUACUUCCAGGGGCUGCCGACUGGCUCGAAUUCGGCGGUAAGCCCCGCUUAUUCAUCGGAAUCGCAUCUAAGGCACGAAUACGAACGAAAUAUUCCGACGUCUUCGAACGCUUAUUGGUCGUCGCAUGCCAGCGACGCCGUUCAACCUGCCAGAGAUCAUAAUGCGUUACAACGAGAACACGCGCCCGUCCAAAGGGAACAAUCGGUACUCAGAGAACACGCUUCGGUGCUUAAAGAUCAUUCGGUUAUACACAGACCGUCGUCUCACGGUUCGGAUUCCUCUUCGCAUCUAUCUCAGUACGGUCAAACCGUUCCCGUAUCUCACGAACAGAACCGGCAGUAUUAUGCAGCUUCCUAUCAAGAACACUACCAACAACACAUACACCAACAACAACAACAACCCAUCAAACAACAAUCGCACCAACAACACCAAUCCCAACUGCAACAACAAUCUCCCGUUCAUUAUCAACAACAAAGACAGCCCUUCGAAUUUUCCAGACCUCAAAACACGAAUUAUACUCAAUACCAAUCUCACUUGCCCAACGCCGGCUCACCGUACCAACAAUCGCCGUCGCCUUAUCACCAAAUACCGUCGCCGCAACAACCGAGAGCUCCGUCGCGGGAACAAAUGGUACCCAGAGUACCUUCCAGAGAACAAACGAUACCUCGAGUCCCUUCGCACGAACAAUCGGCUCCCAGAACGUCUCAAUACUCCCAAUCAUCCGAUACGUACAAUUACACUCAAUCCGUGUCGUAUUAUCAACAAACGAAAAACGAAACCACCAAUAACGUACCUUACAAACACCCCGUUGAGCAUCAUUACCCUUCCGCUACGUCCCAACAACAACAACAACAACAACAACAGAAAAUGUACUACAAACACGUUUACGGACCCCAACAGACCCACCAAUCCGUAUUCGCGGCGUCAAGGCAAGAAGAACAGCUCAGAACAAUCAGAACCACUCAUAAUUUACCUCCCAUAGCCGCGAUAUCCCAUUACCAUUCCAAUCGAGCCAGAGAACCGGUAAGACCGACUCCGGCCACCGCAAAUAACAAAACCAGAACCUACAGCUCGAAUUCCUAUCAAUCUAAUAGCCACAAUAUACAACAGACUUCGACACCAUCGAAUUAUCAACAGUACCAACCGAUAACCACGACAACAACUACGCAAUCUUAUAACCAAGUUGUAAUGACGACGACGUGCAACUAUUACGCCAACGCCAAUCAAAAUCAGUCGUCUUCCAAUCGACAAUUUACCGCGAUCCCAUCGAGAAAUGUAACAAACGAACCGCCGGUUCCCUCUAAUAUAAUCGACAAUACAAACCGAGUCGUCGUCGUCAAAAGGGAAUCCCCGUUGGAUUUGUCCGUCAAAACGAUCCGAACGCCCGCCGAUUCCACGUUAAUCGACGCCGAAAACGAACGAACCAGAUACAGACCUAACCAAACUUUAACGGCCCACAAUUAUCCGCAACUAGACGUAAAUUCGUUUCAAAGGAACCUCACGCAAAGAUCGACUCAAUUAACGGCAGCUACCGCCCCCAAAGUCGAAUUCAGACCGAACUUCAACGUACCGACUUUACCGAAACGAUCUACCGACAAUAAAGUUUCGUAUAAAUAUUCGAUUCCGACGUCCGAUAAUAUAAAAUCCAAACCGAGGACGGUUCCGCCUACGCCGCGAUUCGUUUCCAACGAACAAAUGAAAAAACGGAGCGGCGAAAUCGCGCUACCGCCGACGGUACCUAACAAAUUACAAAAAUUAACGACGGACGCUUGGAGGCAAUCGAUCGAUUUGCAAAUCGAAGAACGAUUAUCGUCCUAUAAACAACAACAAGCGAAAUUAUCGUCGCCCACGAAGAUACCGCUCGUUAACGGCUACGACAAACCGAAUUACGAACAUACCGCGUUUCAUACGCAAACGUACGUACCGUCCGCCGGAACGCAUCAAUAUCCCGGCUACAAUCCGAAAACUACUAAUAAUAACAAUAAUAAUUCGUUGACGAAUUCGAAAAAUACCGUCGGGGUGGAUAAGAGAGUUUUGAGUUUGUUGAGAAACAGUUUGGAGGUUAAGGGACAGAAAAAAUUGGAACAAUUAAAAUCGAACGAAAAUUUUUCAAUUAGAUCCGAUAUACAACACCCUUCGACCGACGUUACCGCCCCUCUACAACCUAAACCGGUAUUCGUUAAUAGAAACAACGUAUCGCCUUUCACCCCCACCAGUUUUCCCGAUAAUAACAACAUAACCGCCUCCUACAAAUUCCAUAUACCGAAAGCGGUGGAUUCCAUUAAUUUCGAUACGAACAAAACGAAUCGAUUAUCCGAUAAAGAAGAUACUGUGAUAAAUAACAACGUAAAUACCGAUUGCGACGGUUUAGCGGCUUUCCUAGCGGCCAGAAUACGUACUAAAGGCGAAUUAAAACAAGGCGGUAACAACAACAAAAGUCAAUUACACGACGUCAUAGAAAAACAACUUAAAUCGAAUAUAAAACAAUACGAUAUACCGCAACUUACCGAUAAAACACUUAAAUCGAAUAUAAAACAAUACGAUAUACCGCAAGUUACCGAUAAAACACUUAAAUCGCCCGUAAAACAUUACGAUAUACCGCAAGUUACCGAUAAACCGCUUAAAUCGCCCGUAAAACAUUACGAUAUACCGCAAGUUACCGCGUUUUGCGGUAGCGGUUCGACGCCGCCGAAAUCGGCGCAAAAAGACCGUCCGCAAAUAUGUUCGAUCGCUCCGAGAAAAAGAUUGUUCAGUAGAAACGAAGAUGAUUCGAAUAUAAUACCGAUUAGGGAAGCGGGAUUGCGUAGUUCAUCGGAAACUUCGGUGUUCGAUUUCCCGGAUUCCGAUUCGGAAAACGACGUUAACAAAGAAAGUUUGGAGGCGAUGAGGAAAUGUAGAAAAUCCGUUAAGACCGUUUUACCUAUCGUCGAUUUAAAACAAGAAACUACUCAUCGACAUCCUCUUCUUCUUCUUCCACCCGCUCCUCCGACGCCGAGCGACGAUACGUUUUCGCAAGUUUGCGACAAUUUUUUGGAACAAUUGAAAAGCGGCAUCGGUAAAAAAAAAUGCAAAAAAAAGAAAACGAUCGAACGGUUGGACGAUAACGCGGAGAACGGAGACGAAGUUAUCGUGAAAAUCGAAAAAAUCGACGACGAAAUCAAAGUUUCGACGUGCGAAAUCGAUUUAAACAAAGUCAAAGAAGAAACCGACGUAAAACAAGAAGAAGAUUUGUUUGUGAUUAAAAGGAAAAACGUUAGACGCAGGAUUUUAUCGUCCAGCGAUAGUAGCGACGACGAAAACGAUAAAUCGGAAGUUAAAGUUGUCGACGACGAAGUCAAAACGACCGAGGAGGAAAUUAAAGGUUGCGGCGAAAAAAUUAGCGAAUUAACAUCGGCGAUUCGUCCUUCUAAGAAACCUUCUUUCGGCGACGGAUCGGCGUUUUAUCCCGGAUGGGAGGAGGGCGUUUACAAAUAUAAAAAAUCUCUGCGCAUGCCCCCGACUCUAAUACAAGUCACCAGACCUCCGGUUUUCCACAGAUUGUCCACUUCUCUGCCCGAUUUGGACCCCUGUCCCCAAUCGCCCACCGCGUCCAUUCCCAACGACGACAAAGACGCGAAAAUCAAAGAAAAACGAAUCAAAUCCGAACCGGACAGCGACGCCGAAUCGAAUUAUUCGGAUUUUAACGUUUUUUCGAAAAAAAUAAACUACGAUUCGGAGGGCAGUUGUUCGAUCAAAAGUUUACCGAACACCCCCGCCGGCAAAGAAACCUCGAUACUGGACAGAUUAUUGGAGAAAUGCGGCGGCAGAAAAAGGAAAAAAUACAAAAGGAAAGACGAUCACAGUCCGAAGACGGUGCCCAAAUCCGAAAAUCCCGUCGAAUUACUCCCGACGCCCAGUUUGGAAAUAAAACAGGAAGACGACAAAAAAACGAAGAAGUUAUCGAAUUCCCCCGUAAUCAAAGCCGAAUCUCCGCUACUAGGUUUCAGAAAAUCGACGAUGAGCAAUUUCAAAGACGCUUUUCUAAAAAGAUCCAACAACAUUUUGAACAAUCAAUUCACCACCGUAGUUUUGAAUUCGAGAACCCGAAGGGAGACUCGAGUCCAAAAACAAAGGGCGACGAUCAAAGAAGUUUUCGGCGAAGACCGACCCGCCUCCGCGCCGCCGGUGACCUGUCUCAACGACAUCCAAAUAAAGGAAGAGAACGCCAGCUGUUUGGGCAACCUCGUGGUCAGAUUGGAGAAGAAGGACGAUCUGAUCAGGGAAGCGACCGAUUUGAAAAGAGACACAAAACGCGAAACGACCGAAUCGAACAAAGACGGAACCGGCGAUCCGAUCGAACCGAAACCGUCGAUCAAGAUCGAAACGGAAGAUUCGAUGAUCGACGAAGACACGAGAAGUUUGGACGACGUCACCGUUAAAUCGGAAACCGCUUCGGUGGACGGCGACGACGGAAGCGCGUCGGGCCGGAAACGCGGCAAAUUCGGUAAAAUACGUCGGAAAUUCAGUUCCGGUUUCGAUUAUAUUAGGAAAAAGAAGAAAGUUAAGAAAGACGCGGUGGAAAACGAAUCGGCCGAAAAGAAAAAGAAGAAAUCGGCGGUGUCGAAAACUUUGGAAUCGGUCGAUGAUAUACAGAGGGAAAUCAAAACUUGGGUGCUGAAUAAGGGGAUAGGGGAGACGCAUUUGCAUAGGGCCGCUAGGUUAGGAUAUACGGACGUCACAGCAUACUGUUUAGAAAAAACGGAUUGUCCUCCUUCGCCUAGAGACAACGCCGGAUACACUCCAUUACAUUGGGCCUGUUCGAAAGGGCAUCUCCAGAUAGCGAAACUUCUCUUACUCUAUGGCGCCAAUCCAAGUGAGAGUGCGCAGGGAGGCAUAAGGCCUCUACACGAAGCUGUCGAAAACGGUUUCGUAGAAAUUGCGAGGUUGCUAUUAUCUUACGGCGCCGAUCCCACUUUAGCAACCUAUUCGGGUUUGACGCCCUUGGCGUUGACCAACGAUGAAGUGACUAAAGACUUUUUGAUGAAUCAUUUGAACGAUAUCGAAGGCGAAGUUGCAUCGCAGUGGUAUUCGACAGGACCGGCAUCAAUUUUUGAUCCCGUGGAUCAGAUCGGUUUCAACGUACUAGACAACGUCCCCAGUCCGGAUCCCGAAGAAGAAGAAGAAGACAUCGACUUCGAAAUGUCCGAAAGUCUUCUACCAAAUCUGUAUACGUUGUGCAACGAACCCCCCACCGACCGAUGGGUGUUACUCCAGGAUCUCUCGACCAUUCUCAAAAUAAAAUCCAGAGACGCUUUACUCAAACAGAUUUGCCCCCCUUCGACGUCCGGCGUCGCUCCCAAUAACAAAAACAUUAUAAGGGAACUCAGAAUGCCGGAGUUUUUAGAUCAGGCGCGGUGUUGCCAGUUCUUGAACGCCGGCGAGAAAAUCAACACGCGCGCCAACAAAAUCGCCCUCGUCAAAUAUACGGAUAAAGUUCGGGAACUUUUGAACAUCGAAAGUGUCGUGAUAAAGGCCAGGUGACCCGAGGGGUACCGAUCCCAUUAACUUUUCCUUUUUUUAACCCCCCCCCCCCUUUCCCCCUCUUUUUAUUUUUAUUUUUUCUACGAUAAUAAGGAGCCGUGAUAUUAUUUCUAAUUGUGAUUUAGGUUUGCAAUUUUGUUAUGAUGCGGUAUUUUCGAUAUUUCUACGCUGGUUUAUUUUAUUUUUUUUUUGUUUAUUGAAAAAAAAAUUAUUGAUAAUGAUGUGAUGGUUUCGCUAUCGAUUUUUAUCGAUUAAUUCGAGUUUCGAGUGCAAUUUUGUUUUAUUAUAUGGAAAAAAAUCGAAAAAAACUUUUCGUUUCAACGUUCAGAAUAUUCAUUUCGAUUUAUUUACUGCGGAAUUGGUGUUUAAGUGUGGAAAAAUCGACUUCGGGACGUGAUAAUUCAAUUUAAAAUCAUUUUUGUGCCCCCCUACAACACUUUUCGUACCAAAAUAAUUAUUUUUCACUUCUUUUCGAUGAAUUUAUCCCCUAAAAUGAGAUUUACAAUAAUUUUGAGACAAAAAAAUCAAUUUAGAUACUUCAUAAUGCACAUUAAAAUCAUUUUUGUCCCCCUGCAACACUUUUCUUGCCAAAAUAAUUAUUUUUCACUUCUUUUCGAUGAAUUUAUCCCCUAAAAUGAGUUUUACAAUAAUUUUGAGACAAAAAAAUCAAUUUAGAUACUUCAUAAUCCACAUUGAAAUCAUUUUUGUGCCCCCCCUACAACAUUUUUUAUAUUAAAAUAAUUUUUUUGGUGUCUUUCAGAUUAAAUUAUCCCUUGAAAUGAGUUUUGUGCCUAAGAAAUGAUUUUUAUUUAAAUAAAAACAAUUUAGAUACUUCAUAAUGCACAUUAAAAUCAUUUUUGUCCCCCUGCAACACUUUUCUUACCAAAAUAAUUAUUUUUCACUUCUUUUCGAUGAAUUUAUCCCCUAAAAUGAGUUUUACAAUAAUUUUGAGACAAAAAAAUCAAUUUAGAUACUUCAUAAUCCACAUUGAAAUCAUUUUUGUGCCCCCCCUACAACAUUUUUUAUAUUAAAAUAAUUUUUUUGGUGUCUUUCAGAUUAAAUUAUCCCUUGAAAUGAGUUUUGUGCCUAAGAAAUGAUUUUUAUUUAAAUAAAAACAAUUUAGAUACUUCAUAAUGCACAUUAAAAUCAUUUUUGUCCCCCUGCAACACUUUUCGUACCAAAAUAAUUAUUUUUCACUUCUUUUCGAUGAAUUUAUCCCCUAAAAUGAGUUUUACAAUAAUUUUGAGACAAAAAAAUCAAUUUAGAUACUUCAUAAUCCACAUUGAAAUCAUUUUUGUGCCCCCCCUACAACAUUUUUUAUAUUAAAAUAAUUUUUUUGGUGUCUUUCAGAUUAAAUUAUCCCUUGAAAUGAGUUUUGUGCCUAAGAAAUGAUUUUUAUUUAAAUAAAAACAAUUUAGAUACUUCAUAAUGCACAUUAAAAUCAUUUUUGUCCCCCUGCAACACUUUUCGUACCAAAAUAAUUAUUUUUCACUUCUUUUCGAUGAAUUUAUCCCCUAAAAUGAGUUUUACAAUAAUUUUGAGACAAAAAAAUCAAUUUAGAUACUUCAUAAUCCACAUUGAAAUCAUUUUUGUGCCCCCCCUACAACAUUUUUUAUAUUAAAAUAAUUUUUUUGGUGUCUUUCAGAUUAAAUUAUCCCUUGAAAUGAGUUUUGUGCCUAAGAAAUGAUUUUUAUUUAAAUAAAAACAAUUUAGAUACUUCAUAAUGCACAUUAAAAUCAUUUUUGUCCCCCUGCAACACUUUUCGUACCAAAAUAAUUAUUUUUCACUUCUUUUCGAUGAAUUUAUCCCCUAAAAUGAGUUUUACAAUAAUUUUGAGACAAAAAAAUCAAUUUAGAUACUUCAUAAUCCACAUUGAAAUCAUUUUUGUGCCCCCCCUACAACAUUUUUUAUAUUAAAAUAAUUUUUUGGUGUCUUUCAGAUUAAAUUAUCCCUUGAAAUGAGUUUUGUACCUAAGAAAUGAUUUUUAUUUCAGAAAAACAAUUUAGAUACUUCAUAAUCUACAUUAAAAUCAUUUUUGUCCCCCCUACAACACUUUUUGUACCAAAAUAUUUUUUUUUCACUUCUUUUCGAUGAAUUUAUCCCCUAAAAUUAGUUCGUUCAUUCAUAAAUUUUUGUUUAAAAAAAAAAAAGAAAUAAUUAUUAUCGGUAUGUUCAUUAAUACUAAUCUGACGAAAUCGUUUUGUUUGUCCCACAACUGGACAUUGUAACUAUGUUGAAUUAAUAUUUUUCUAUCCAAAAUUACUCAAAAAUACGAUAAUUUAAAUUUGAAAUAUAAAGCGAAAAUUUUCAAAAUUAUACAGGGUACUCGUUAAAUACAAUUCUAGUAAAUAUUUUUUAAUGAAUAUUUCUAAACGUUUAAUUUUGUUACUUAACAAUAUUUUUUGUUAGUUAGCUACCAAUAAGAUAUUGAAAUAAUAAAUUUGGUAUUUAAUACACUAUAAAGUAUAUUUUGAAGUAUUAUCAAUCAAUUUUCGUCCCAAUCUGUCAUUUGCUGGUUUUAUAACUAACCUGAGAUCCUAAAAUAUUAAUUUAGAAGAGUUCGAGAAUAUUUCAUGGCUGUAUAAUCGUAUAGACAAAGGCUAAAUAACAGAAGAAAGGUAUUUAAUUUGGCCUCUUACAUUAUAAUACAACCAACUAUACCGAAUAGAAUGACGACGAUAUUUAGUUUAGAAUUAAUGGAUUUUCAUCUUGUUUACGAGGGUUUAUUAAUAGAAAUUGAGGUUAUACCAAAACCAAUGAUUGAUUUUACAAAAUAUAUCAGUCAACUUCGUUUCCCAUCUGCAUCUGUCGUCCGAUGCUUAUAAAGAUAACAUAAGGCACUAAAAUAUUGGUUUAGAUGAGUUUGAGAAUAUUUCAUGGCUGUUUAAUCAUAUAGAUAAAUUACAGAAGAAAAGUACCUAAGAUUCUUGCCAAUGAUUAAUUUUGACGUUUGCUUAUGCAUGAACUUUUUGAAAUACCCUCAUAAGUUGUUUAGAUCAGUUUUAAAUCUUUUAAAUUUCCCAAAAAUAUCUGAUAAACGUAGAAAAAUGCAUAUUUUCAAAACAAUACAAAAAAAGAGAAAUAAAUAAACUUACCUUUGUUGUUAUUAACUAAAUUUUACCACUAGGACAUUCGAUAAAAUAAAAGCUACACUAUAACAAUAUGGUAUUAGUUUUAUAUGUUUCACUCGUUGUUUUAUGAAGAAAUGCGUUGAACAAUAUUGUUUUUAUUAAGUUUAUUUCAUUUAAAAUUCAUUUUAAAACAGUAACCUCAUUAUUUAAAUAUGAAUUUAUAGUUAUUCACUUCUUUAUUUGUUUUAAUUGUUUACAACUUUUAUAGUUAGUUCUGACAGGAAGUUAUUCAUUGAAAACACUUCUUCUUUUAUUUCCAGUCUGCCGGCCUUUUGCUUUUUGGUAAAAAUGUAUGAAAACAAAAAGAAUUCAUAAAAAGUUUUGUUUCAGUUGUUGUUUUAUGAAGAAAUACGUUAAAUAAUGUUGCUUUUAAUAAAUUCAUUUCAUUUAGAUCUUAUUUUAAAACUGUAAUCACAUAAUUAAAAUAUAAAUUUUUAUUUACUUACUUUGUGAUUUGUUUUAAUAGUUUACAACUUUUAUAACUAGUUCUGACGGGAAGUUAUUCAUUGAAAACACUUCUUCUUUUAUUUCCAGUCUGCCGGCCUUUUGCUUUUUGGUAAAAAUGUAUGAAAACAAAAAGAAUUCAUAAAAAGUUUUGUUUCAGUUGUUGUUUUAUGAAGAAAUACGUUAAAUAAUGUUGCUUUUAAUAAAUUCAUUUCAUUUAGAUCUUAUUUUAAAACUGUAAUCACAUAAUUAAAAUAUAAAUUUUUAUUUACUUACUUUGUGAUUUGUUUUAAUAGUUUACAACUUUUAUAACUAGUUCUGACGGGAAGUUAUUCAUUGAAAACACUUCUUCUUUUAUUUCCAGUCUGCUGGCCUUUUGCUUUUUGGUAAAAAUGUAUGUAAACAAAAAGAAUUCAUAAAAAGUUUUGUUUCAGUUGUUGUUUUAUGAAGAAAUACGUUAAAUAAUGUUGCUUUUAAUAAAUUUAUUUCAUUUAGAUCUUAUUUUAAAACUGUAAUCACAUAAUUAAAAUAUAAAUUUUUAUUUACUUACCUUGUGAUUUGUUUUAAUUGAUUACAAUUUUAUAGUUAGUUCUGACGGGAAAUUAUAUAUUGAAAACACUUCUUCUUUUAUUUACAGUGUAUUACAGCUGGCCUUUUUCUUUUCGGUAUUAUGUAUCUUGUAUAAUUGGUUGCAUAACUAAUAUUUAUUUUUCAAUAAAAAAAAAAGAUUUUGAUCGAAACAUUUGAUGAAUUUUAUAACAAUUUUAUUUUUAUUUACGUUUGUUUAUACAUUUGAUGAAUCUAAAUAGAUUUUUAAGUUUGUUAUUGUUUUAAUUUUUUUCAAACCAUCACAUUAAAUUUAUUUUUGUUUGGAAAAUGUACGCAGAAAUUUAUUUUUUAAGAAUUAACUGAUAAGUUACCAGCUUUUUAGAAAAUUUUACUUGGAAUUUAGGCAUAAACGUUUAGAUAAGGAUCCAAAGAUUGAUAUCAUUUUGUUCAAAAAGAAAAUCGAACUGAAUUUGAUAUAUCGAAAAUAAUGAUUAAUUUUGACCAAUUUUAAGAAUUAAAAUUACACAGAAUUGUGUCUAAAAUGGUAAAAUUUGUGAAAGAAAUCGCUUAAAUUACUGAUAAAAAGUUUAAUUUUCGGUAUAUUUUGACCAAGUGAUAUUAAUCAACAUUUAAUGUUGUGAAAGUGCAAUUUUUGUGACUGUGUAAAAACGAAAUGGUCCAGAAAAAUAAUAAAAAAUAGUUAAAACAGAAUUUUAUAUAUUUAUGAGUUAUGUGAUGUUAAUAGUAAGAACAGAAAUUAGUAACACUAAAAAAAUGUAAUUUAAAAAUAAAAAAAACUUGUCUAUGAAUUCGAUUUUGUUAAUACUGCCCUUAAAUAUUGAAAAAAUAAACACCUCUCGUUAAUUAUCAUUGAAUCGUAUACAAUUAUUUCAACUUGGCAACGAUGUUAAACUCCAAGUCUGCAAAACACGUCAGAUAUUUUACACCGUUGCCGCGUUGUAAUUUUUUCUCUAGUUCUUUUGGAUAAAAUAAAUUAACUCGUCUAUUAAUUCGAUUUUGUUAAUACUACCCUUGAAUAUUGAGAAAAUAAAAUGCGUCAAAUAUAUAUGGCAUGAUACAUUUAAAAAUUAGCAGCUGCGAAUAAACAAAAUAAAUUAUCAGUUUCUCUUCUACAACUAUUUCAACGUGGCAACGAUGUUAAACUCGCAAGUCUGCAAAACACGUCAGAUAUUUUACACCGUUGCCGCGUUGUAAUUUUUUCUCUAGUUGUUUGCAUAAAAUAAAUUAACUCGUCUAUUAAUUCGAUUUUGUUAAUACUACCUUUGAAUAUUGAGAAAAUAAAAUGCGUAAAAUAUAUAUGGCAUGGUACAUUUAAAAAUCAGCAGCUCCGAAUAAACAAAAUAAAUUAUCAGUUUCUCUUCUACAACUAUUUCAACGUAGCAACGAUGUUAAACUCCAAGUCUGCAAAACACGUCAGAUGUUUUACACCGUUGCCGCGUUGAAAUUUUUUCUCUAGUUCUUUUGGAUAAAAUAAAUUAACUCGUCUAUUAAUUCGAUUUUGUUAAUACUACCCUUGAAUAUUGAGAAAAUAAAAUGCGUAAAUAUAGAUGGCAUGGUACAUUUAAAAAUCAGCAGCUCCGAAUAAACAAAAUAAAUUAUCAGUUUCUCUUCUACAACUAUUUCAACGUAGCAACGAUGUUAAACUCAAAGUCUGCAAAACACGUCAGAUAUUUUACACCGUUGCCGCGUUGAAAUUUUUUCUCUAGUUCUUUUGGAUAAAAUAAAUUAACUCGUCUAUUAAUUCGAUUUUGUUAAUACUACCCUUGAAUAUUGAGAAAAUAAAAUGCGUAAAUAUAGAUGGCAUGGUACAUUUAAAAAUCAGCAGCUCCGAAUAAACAAAAUAAAUUAUCAGUUUCUCUUCUACAACUAUUUCAACGUAGCAAUGAUGUUAAACUCCAAGUCUGCAAACAGGUCAGAUAUUUUACACCGUUGCCGCGUUGUAAUUUUUUCACUAGUUCUUUUGGAUAAAAUAAAUUAACUCGAUUUUGAUAAUACUACCCCUGAAUAUUGAGAAAAUAAACUGUGUGAAAAAUAUUGAGCAUAAUAUAUUUAAAUUUGAAUAAUAAUUGAAUAAAUUAUCACUUAAUCAUUUAAAACGCAUAAAAAUGACGACUUUUAGGUUAAGUUUGGAAGACGCGACAAAUGUUUUACAGCGUUGCCGCGUUGUAAUUUUUUUCUAGUUGUUUGCAGAAAAUGUAUACAACUAAAAAUUGUUAUUAAUUAGAAAUUAUGAAAUAAUAGUUUUUGUUCUACCCAGUUAUCAAUUAUUAUAAAAUGCAAAUAAAAAACGACAAACAGCACAAAAAUAACUAAUUCGAACAAGAAUUUCCAGUUUCGACAAUAAAUCAUACAACACUGGAGACUUAUGCUACACGGCUACCAACUUUUGGAAUAUAAUUCUCCCUAAAACACGAGCGAUGAUGUCACCAACACUUUUGAUUGAUAGAUUAUGUUCGAUGGCUGUAAUUUUCAUACUAUCAUGUCAAAAUUAUAAAUUUCACUAUUAGUUAUCUAAAAAUUUAUAAGAUAUGUGAUUUAAAUAUUGCUUAACGAGCCUAGGUUUGAAAAUAUGAAAAUUAUAACAAAAAAAUUAAUUUAAUAAAAUAUUAAAGUGUCAACAAUGGCGUUAGGUUAGUUUACUGCCCUAGUACAAUUGAGAAAUCUAGCAAAUUGUCAAAAUGGCCGCCGUGGGGCACACAAAUGCUUCUGCUAUAAAUUUUGUGGGAUUUGUAAAGUUAUUUGUUGGAUUUUAGACUAACUUGCAGACUAACUAAAAAAAUACUUCGAAAUUACUCAUUUUUAGGUGUAUUAAUUUCACUAAAAAUUAUCUAAAAAGUAUCUAUGGAGUCCUAUUAACAAUUUAAAAUAAAGAAACAACACAAAACAACUCUCGCCACCGGAAGUAACCAAAAAAGCACGGACACGUACGUGAUAAUCGAUUGUUUACCCCACGGCCGCCAUUUUGACGUAGAUCAGCUGUUUUAUUAGAUUUCCUAAUAAAAUACAUCAUUAGAACAUUCGAAUGACAAUAUUAGACAUUGACAGGAAACUUUUUACUACACAGUUGUCAGUUUUUUACCAUUUGACAAUUGAAAGUCUUAAAAAAAUGUGACAAUCUAACAAAAAUGGUGACAAGAUUGCAUUGAGCUACAAAAAAAACAGUAAGAGGUGAUUUAUUUCACAAGAAUGACAAUUAUUGUUAUCAAUAAUAUUUUCCUACGAAAUCUUAGACUUGAGGGUUGAUGCAAUCAACGAUUGGGGUUGGGGAUUCGCUUGUACUUGACGGUUGGUCAUUAUCCCGAAUUUUUUCCACUCCUCUUAUGUUAAACAUCUAUUAGGUAUCUUCUUCUUUUUUUAUUAUACUUGUUAAAGUGUCAAAUGACGUUUACAGUAACCAUUUCUUCUAUUGUCUUCUUCUUUUUCGAUUCUUCUGAAGUUUUCUCCUUUUUUGAGUUUUUGUCCCCUGUUAUUUUAUCCCGUCUAUCCAUUUCUUCGUUUUCAAUGAAAUUUCCAUACCAAUCUACUGGUUUUCAUUGUAUUUUCUAUAAUUCGUUUCGGUUUUGUUUACUUUUAACAUUUACGUUUUAUCCCUUUUAGUUUUAUUGAAUAUUCCAAAUCCAAAUCUAUAUUUUUAUAUCUAGGUAUUGUUUUUUUACUUUAUGUAUCAAAGCAAUUAUUAUUGACAACGAACCAUAGACAAAAUUUGCAUAUAAAAGUUGUAGAAUCAAAAAAUCUAACCUGUCACCUAACAUAACCUCAAAUAUUUGAGAAAAAAUCGCAAAAAAGAUUCAUUACUUUCAUUAGUUUGAGGUUAGGUGAAAAAUAAAUUACAGAUAGUUUUAUUCCCAAAUUUCCCCAACUAUAUCUUAGUACUACAAAAAUCCCGGAUAUAAUUAAGUAUUAAAUAUUUAUUUUCCCUAUAAAAAGCACUAACGUGAUAUUAUUACAACAUUUUAAAUUGAUAAUAACUUUGCAUAACAAAUUUUAUCACCUAUGAAAAAUUGCAAAUCAAACUAUAUCUCAAUCAAAUUGUUUUUUAUUUAUAAACUUUUAUUUGUAAUUCUAAAUAAUAUUUAUCCAACGUCGGUUUGUUAUAUUUAUUUGAAACAAAAUAUUUUCAAAAGUUUCAUUUCCUAUUUGUGCUGUUCACAACUAUCGCGAUUAUUAAUUUAAAAAAUGAAUCAUAUCAAUAAUAAUUGUCAAGAAAUUAUUUGCUGGGCAGUGUUUAUUUCCAAUAUUUGAUUCUAUAAAUAUAAAGUAAUUUGAUAAUUUCGAUUUUGUUUCACUUACCUUAAAUGUUUCUAACCUCAAAUUUAGUUCUUGCCUUGGCCUUACGGAGACGAAUAACACUUGAUGAAAUGCACUAACAGUUGCGUUAUGUACUAAACACUUGAAUUUAAUUUUCAAAACAUAAAUUCAUAAUUAAAUAUUCAUAUCUGAAUCACUAUAGUUUACAUAUCAAAUCAUUUAUCACCAGAAAUUUACAACGUUGCCUAAUUUAUAUAUCUCAUAUUCCCUAGCCAGUCGUGAAUUAGGCAUGAAUUGACGCCAUAUUCUUUACUUGUCGCUGUCACAACUUACCGUCAGACUCGUUAUAGGCCAGUCAAAUUUUGUUAAAAAAAAUUAAAAAAAAAAAACAACUCCAUUGUAUUGACACAGAUUGUAGUUCAACUUUUUUUAAUAUUUAAAUAAGGCGCAGAUAUGAUGUUAACGCCCUUGCCAAUAUAUUUCGCGUAUGAUGUCAAUUCGAUCGUACAUAAACUGUGAUUUGGAACUUUCACACCUAACCUUAAAAUCGUUUUACUUUAUUAAAAUUGUAUGUAUGCAUACAUAUUUCCUCCUUUUUUGUAUCACUGUAGAGCUAAACGAUUCGUAAAUGUUUUGUUUUACUUGAUAUUUUUCAUAACCUAAAAAUAUUGAUCAUAUACGUCACUAAUGUUUGAGACAUAUUUCGAGAUAAUAAUUGUUAUCAAAACGCUCAGGGACCGUAAAAGUACUAUUAAUGAAAUUAAUAAUAAAAAAUGUUAGUAAUAGUAAUAUACGUUUGUAUAAAUGUAAUAUUAUGUAGAAAUUAAAAACGAUAUACGUUGUAAAUAUUUAUUUUUUAUUUUUUAAGAACGCUUCUGUUUCUAUUUGAAAGAGUGUAAAUGUAAUAUAAUAAAAGUGAAUAAAAAAUGACAGACUUUCAGAGUAAUUGACAGAUUCUUAAAUGUCGUCCCGAAUUAAUUAAAUGUUUAAUGUUACUUUGUACUCUAUAAAACAAAAAAAAAUAUUCUAUUAACAAAUAUCUCUUACCUGUUUGUGAUUUUAGUUCAAGAAAACUUCUUCCAGAUGUGCUUGAUUUAUUUUUUCCCAAUUAGUUUUUAUAUUCAUUAAUAUUUUUCAUAAACCUCCUGGACUAUAUAUAACUUAUGUUGAAGACAACACUUAUUUACUAGACACAGGGUUGCCAGAUUUCGUUUAAAUAUUUUGUAAUAAAAACUAAUGAAUAUCUUUAACUUUUUAUAUUUCUUUUGAUAAAUCGUCUUGAUUUCAGUCUUUUUUGAUAGAAAACAAGUUUCAAAAUACAGAUAAAUUAAAAGAGAACUAAAAUGAAGACGAACAGCUUCACUAUUUUAUGAUAUAUACAGAUGAUGCAAAGAAUUGUUAACAGAAUUGGCAACACGUUAUUAACUUUUGCUGAAGAUUCGUUUUGUAUUAUUUCAACAAACAAAAAUCAUAUAUUUAUACAAUGAAUACCUGAUAAAUACACCACAUAAGCAAACCAUUAGUUUUUCUCACCUUUUUUCGGAUGGUCUGAAUCGAUCUUAACUUGCAAAUAGGAAAAUUCUACACAAUCUGACAACCUUGUUAUAUUUUUCAUGAAAGAAAUUAACUAAUAAAAAAUGUCAUGAUCAUUUUCACGUUUUUGCUUGUGUUGAUACUUUUUUAUCUUAUAGUUUUUGUCACUAUUGUUAAGUUAUAUUCUUCCUUACUUGAUAUUAUUAAAUUGAGGUUAUCUACCACGUAAACUGUUUGUUUGUUUAAAUUAUUGAAAUGUGAUUUGAACAACGUCAAUAUAAAUGAUUGGAAUUUAUUCAAAGGUCGAAACGAUUUAAAUAAAAACCUGUAUAGAGUACCCAGUAACAAAAAUGUGAAAUGAAUGUAAAAUAUAAAUAUUUUCUUCCCUCUCAAUGUCUGUCUGUGUCUUGCUUUGUAAAUAAGAGUUUCUCGUAACAGAAAUCAAAGUGGUUAUUUUUUUUCUGUUUGGGUCGUCUUUAAGUGAUAUCUACAGAAUUAAUUGAGUCAUAUGUGACAAAAAACUAGCUUGAAUGUUUUAUAAUCCAGACGAACUGUUAAUAAAAUUAUUUUUUUUUUUAAAUUCAACGUCCACCUGUAUGUUUUUGUGUCAUUAAAAUUCCACGAAUGGUUCAUUUGAAACAUUGUUUAAAAUAAAACAUUUUUUAAGGUCUUAGCAUACCUUGAAUAUAAAAUAAUGAUUGCCCAAUAUAAUUACGCAAUUAUGUGAAAUAUUUUCAUUUAUAUUUAUAUAUUUACUUUUUAAUUUGACACUAUACAAUAGACGACAUAAUUUUCUUAAAAACUUAUAUAAUGUGUUAAUGUAAUAUACAGAGUGUCCAAUUGAAAAUAACAUGGUAGUUUUUGUUUCAUGAAAUGGCCCAAUUUAUUCUUUAGUUUUUUUCCCUCGUUAGAUAUCUUGUACAAUCAAAAAGAGGGUUAUCUGUGAUGAAAAACUUGAGGCAAAGUGCAAUGCUUUUCUGUAAAAUGAUAUUGUGAUUUUGCCAAUUUGUCCUAUAUGUGUGAAUUAGAAGAUAUUUUUAAUUUAUCCAAUUUUUUUUCACAUUUUUAAUGUUUUCUGUUGUAUAAAAUAUGUGAAAUACUAAUAAAUAUUAUAUAUCCAGAAAA